This is a messenger RNA of Ictalurus furcatus (blue catfish), 6633 nucleotides long. It is a transcript of the gene zbtb16b, whose product is annotated as zinc finger and BTB domain containing 16b. Gene Ontology annotation, molecular function: RNA polymerase II cis-regulatory region sequence-specific DNA binding; DNA-binding transcription factor activity, RNA polymerase II-specific; protein binding. The record is from RefSeq and is a predicted model, not a curated record. Bases 669 to 2633 code for a protein of 654 amino acids. The transcript has 7 exons. Gene Ontology annotation, cellular component: nucleus. Gene Ontology annotation, biological process: regulation of transcription by RNA polymerase II. Lineage: Eukaryota; Metazoa; Chordata; Actinopteri; Siluriformes; Ictaluridae.
CAGGCUGUGCACAGGAGAUGCCCUUACAAUUUGAUGGAUCUAGAAUGUUUUUGCAAGAAAGAGUGGGAAAAUAUUACCAAGUCAAAGAUGUGCCACGCUGAUAGUCUCUUACCUAAAAAGACUGAGUAGUGUAAUAAAAUCAAAAGGUGCUUCAGCAAAGUAUUAGUUUAGGGUUAUAGGUUAGGUUGUGGUAAGUUAUUUAAUUUUCCUAUUUUUCCCUAAAAUGUUUCUGAUUGCUUUCACUUAAGUUGUAUUAUACCUUGUAAUUUCACACUGAGAUGAAAAUAGUUAUGGCAUGAUUUAUCUUGGUUUGUUUAUUUUAUUUUUUUAACAUCGCAAAAACCUGCCAUUUUAACAGGGGUGUGUAGACUUUUUAUAUCCGUUAUAACUCGAAAUGUCCAUGUUAAUGACCCAUCAGUUCCGCACAACCACUCCGACCCGCGUUUUAAACGCAUAGUGACUCAAUGUCCUGACGUCACUCAUCGUCGCUGGUUGGCUGGCCGAGAACUGACUCUGUGCGCUUGAAGCGGGUUCUGUGAAUCUAGCUGGCUCGCGCGCUGAGCUCAUAACGCCUUAAUAAACAGCUGUUGAAUCACUCGCGGACAUCGGGAUUAGAAGACGUAAGAAGCAAGAGGACAAAGCUGUGACAUGGUUUGGUUAAUGCUGCUAUGAUGGAUUUGACUAAAAUGGGUGCAAUCCAUCUCCAAAACCCUGGGCACCCCACAACUCUCCUGCAGAAGGCUAACCAGAUGCGUCUGUCGGGGACAUUGUGUGAUGUAGUCAUUAUGGUGGACAGCCAGGAGUUCCAUGCCCACAGAACUGUGCUGGCAUGUGUCAGCAAGAUGUUUGAGAUUCUGUUCCAUCGAAACAGCCAACACUACACUCUGGAUUUCCUCUCACCAAAGACCUUCCAGCAGAUCCUGGAAUAUGCCUAUACUGCCACACUCCAGGCUAAACUUGAAGAUUUAGAUGACCUACUAUAUGCUGCAGAGAUUCUGGAGAUUGAGUACUUAGAGGAGCAGUGUCUGAAGAUCUUGGAGACCAUUCAGUCUUCUGAAGAGAACGACAUGGACAUAAACACGAACGAGAAUGGCACAGAAGAUGAUGAUGAGCGUCGGGUGAAAUAUUUAAAGAGCACUUUCAUCUCCAAAAAACAUUCCAUACAGGAGGGCAACUACAGCUCUGCUGGCCGCCAUCGACUGGCCCCGGGCAACAUGGUUGACAAGAAGCCGCUAGUGUCAGCACCAGUGGGCCUUAAUACCAUCAGUCCUACAAGGGCUGCUGUAGAGAGUCUGAUGAGCAUUGGCCAGUCUCUCCUGACAGGGACUGUGCAACAAGGUUUCACUUUCCCCCAAGAAAACUCUUCUCCAUUGCUGGAAAAGAUUAAGACUGAAAUGAUGCAAGUAGAUGAGGAGGGUGGCCACGAGGGUGGCUCUUCCAGAAAUGGAGAUGGGAUCAGUGAGUCCAAACAGCAUAGAGGCACUCCGGGAACCCCCACAAGAGGCACCGUCAUCACUAGUGCUCGGGAGCUCCAUUCCAAUGACGGUGUUCCUGAAUCAUAUGGAGAUACCAGCCAAGUGGGACCAGCAAAUGUUGCCAGUCUGGCUGAGAGACAUUUUGCAGCAUUGUACAACCAUAAGAAUGAAAGCAUGCUGCCCAUAUCUGUAUCCAUGGCUUCAUCUCUGCACAUGCCACCCACCCUUGCUAUGUCUGCAGACUUUGGCGCCUAUGGUGGGCUCUUCCACCAGAGCUUCAUUCAGCGGGAGUUUUUCAGCAAACUGAGCAAUUGCACAGCAGGUGCAAAGCAUGAGGGCCAGAGGGAACGCUGCAGUGUGUGUGACAUGGAGCUGCUGGACAAUGAGACUGCAGAGCAACACAGGAAACUGCAUAGUGACAUGAAAACCUUUGGCUGUGAGUUCUGUGGAAAACACUUUUUGGAUAGCUUACGGUUGAGGAUGCACAUGCUGUCACACUCAGAUGGACCAAAAGCACUGGUGUGUGAUCAGUGUGGAGCUCAGUUCUCUAAAGAAGAUGCCUUGGCGACUCAUCGACAGACACACACAGGCUCAGACAUGGCUGUGUUUUGUCUGCUGUGUGGGAAACGCUUCCAGACUCAGAAGGCACUGCAAGGCCACAUGGAGGUCCAUGCUGGUGUGCGCAGCUACAUCUGCAGCGAGUGUGAUCGAACUUUCCCCAGCCACACGGCUCUUAAACGUCACCUUCGCUCCCACACAGGUGACCACCCAUAUGAGUGCGAGUUCUGUGGCAGCUGCUUUCGGGAUGAGAGCACUCUGAAGGGCCACAAGCGCAUCCACACUGGAGAGAAACCCUACGAAUGCAACAGCUGCGGCAAAAAGUUCAGUCUUAAACAUCAGCUGGAGACACACUACCGCGUACACACAGGUGAGAAGCCAUUUGAGUGUAAGCUGUGCCACCAGCGCUCGCGUGACUACUCAGCCAUGAUCAAACACCUACGCACCCACAAUGGAGCUUCGCCCUACCAGUGUACCAUCUGCCAGGAGUAUUGCCCCAGCCUCUCGGCCAUGCAGAAACACAUGAAAAGCCACAAGCCUGAGGAUGUUCCCCCAGACUGGAGGAUUGAGAAGACCUAUCUGUACCUAUGCUAUGUGUAAGAAAGCUGAAGAAAGGAAAGAAGAAACUGGAGGCUCAUUCACUCGUUUUGCUCUAAGUCUGGGCCAAAGAAGAAAAGGAAAAGUGAUCAAAGCUGUUGUAUAGAAUUUUCUUUCUAUUUUCAUGCCAUUUUCAUGACAUUACAGUGUGCUUGCUUUGGUAAAUGGAACGUAUUGUUAAAAUUACUUUUAAGAAAAGUAGAAGAACCCAAUUAAAUGGAUAAAAUAUUUCAUAGUAUUCUAGCCCAGCACGCUUCUCCCUAACAAAAUCCAAGAUUGCAACUUGCUUCAUUCCACCUGUUACACUGAAAAUCUUCAGCCUUUUAGCACUGUAUUUUAUUCUUAUUAGUAAUAACAUACUUUUUUUUAUUCACAGCACCCAUAAAUGUUAAAUAUUUAUCCAAACCAUUAAUAAAAAUGAGCAAAGGUUUGUAGAGACCACAUAUACAGAAAAAGCAGCUAAUAAAAAAAAUUCAAAAUAUAAUCAAAAUGACAUCUGUUCAGCAGUACAGGCCCAUCACACAGCUCAUUUUGAGUGUCAGAAGCACUCAGUGGUGGACAUUUGAUCACAGGUAAAUUCAACUUAUCCUAUAUUAUGAUUACAAAAUAUUAAGGAUGUUCAGGGACGUGUUCAUAGAGUAUCUCCACUGUGCACUUUCACAACCAAGUUGAUGUCAUAACUACGAUGUACAGCAUAGUCAUGAAUACAGACAUGGGAUUUGGUUUGCUUUUCAUUAGCUGCCCACCAUUCUCUUACCAUUAAAACUAGUGUAGCAGGUCUAAUCUUAGUAUUUUCAAGUGCAUAUGUUGUGUUGUGAUAAAGUGAUGCAGUAUUAAUGGAUUAAGACUCACAUUUAGGGCUCCUCACAUUACAAUUUUUUUUUGUGUGUGUGUCGUAUUUAGAUACUUGGACUGCUGUACAUUGCAGUGGGGUGUCAUGUUCAGGCAUCUUAACAUACAGCAGACUGAAUAAAAAUGAGAUCUUUUAAAUACAUAUAAAAUGUAAAGAUCAAAGUAAAUUAACUAGAAGAGAUUAAAGAAGAAUAUGCAGUAAUCAGUGCUACAGAUGUUAACUUUUCAUGGCUUAUUUUUUACUUUUUUUCAAAAGGUUACUUGAAUUACUUGUUUUGUGCUUGAUUUAUUUUUAUAUUAUACCACAGCACUGGUGCAUGCACUGUUGAUUGGUCAGAAGGUGUUGAUGAAUUUUCUAUAACAGCAUCCCAGACAGAAGUGUUUGCUGCAAGGCAAAUCACAGGUUUAUAUUAAUGAGUUUGCUCUAAUGCAUUAUUGUUUCUAUAGUAACAAUUUAUACAGCAACUCAUAUGGCAGAUGCUCCACAUAGACAGACAAAAAUGUUGUUGAUAUGGUAAGGUUUUCUGUGAGGAGACAUCAGAUUAACAUUUUUGGUCUCCAGUGUCAGUGCUUGUAACAUUCUGAGCUAAACCUGUAACUUUAAACUUUCCGACAUGCUACAUUUCUUGUCAUAUUAACUGAGAGAGAGAGAGAGAGAGAGAGAGAGAAAAUAAUGAGGGAGUGAUUUUUAUAGCUGCUAUAGGUGAUAACAGGAACAAACUUGUUUCAUGGAUGUACUACAGCAUUUAAUGUAAAUAUACAUGGAUUAAAAAGUAUGAUGUGUCAUUCUUUACUAAAUAAAAAAUAAUAAUAAUUGGCAAAUUGCUGUGGUAUAAGAGUAACAAAACAUCAGGAUAUGCUGUUUUUGGAAAAGAAUAAAAAAAAAAUCCUUUCCUAUAACAGCACACUCCUUUUGUGCAUGUCUUGUGUUUUAUUGAACUUCAUUUAGGACAAUGUAUUAUAAUACCAUACAAUGGUUCAGUUAGCCAUAACAAAAUCAUAACCUGCACUCAGUGAGAGCUGCACAAAGAUGCUCUUUGCAUUAAUGUCAGGUUUAACACUGCUCAAAUGUAUGCUUUUCAGCCCCCUGUGUGCUACCUCUUCAUGGCGCUUUGUUUUGCACAAAAGCAAAAGCACAUCCGAUUGUGUUUAUAAUUUGCAUUUUAAUCUUAUCUUUUGCUUAAUUCUCAGAGAUCUUGAUUGACUUGACUGUCAUCAUAUUUACACUCCGUAUCCGAUAUACCAUUUUAAAAUGAAACAGACCGUAACCCAUUGUUUUAUUUCAUAAAAUUUUUAUAAAAUGUUUAUGAGCUAUGGUAUAAGGGUGAAGCUUAAAAAUAGAAAUGUUGUCUUUUUAUUUGAAAAUUAUUUUAAAGUGGAAUUGUCAAAUGACAAAGUGCAUAAAUUGUGUGUUACAAGUUACUCAUGGUAGGGGGUGGUCAUUUACAUGAGAAAGCAAAAGCAAAAAAAAAAAAAAAGACAAGAGCCAAAUGUGGCACUUUGAUAAGAAAAAAAAGUUGUAUUUUUGUAUUCUGUAAUGUGCAAAAUCUGUCCACUUGUUUAUAGUUGAGUGAGUCAAGUACUUUUACAGUAACUUUUGCAUUGUGUUUGUUUUUGGUGAUACUUUUUGUGCCUCUUUUACAAUGUUGACGAUGUUCAGUAGUAGAUGUUUGUAAAGCUUGUACCGUGGUCACUGCUGCUGGGUAUCAGUUUUUCAUUAACAAUUAUCUGCCAAGAUCCACAGGCCUACUAGUAUCACAAAGCACAAAAUACCUAACAGAAAAGGCAGAAAUGUUUUUUCCCUGUUUGCUUGUAUUGUGGUCACAGCAUAUUCACUGUGAGAUCCAAAACACGUUAUAUGCCGUUAUAUGCAGGUUUUUGUGUGUGUGCAGUGUGAGUCAAAAGAAUUAUUGUGGUUAACUUGUUCAGUGUGUAAAUGCACUACUUAUGAGGAAAGAAAAUAAUCUUCCAUGAAUCCACAAAAUAUUUAAUUUUAAUAUUGUUCUAAAAACAUUUUAUAUUCAUUUGUAUUCAUACUGCAUAUGCAAAGAAAUACUGGACGAAAUUCACCACUGAAAUGAACUGUGACAAACAGGAAUGUCAUUCAUUUCCUUAAUGCACAUCCAGAUCACAACCGUAGAACAAAUUCUGACAAUGCAUUCAAUAUUAAUUGUUAUUGAACAUUGAGUUUAUUUACUUCCUUUGUCUACAAUGAACUUCUUUAGGCAAGGGGUAAUAAAGUACACUGUGAAAACGUUUUUAAACAUAGCCUUUAGAGAAAAAUCAUUUUGAUUUCACACAUGUGACAGUGUGAGUAAUACUGCACUAAAACUGCACACAUGAACUCAAGGUUAUGUGACAUAAUUUGAAUAACAUGAUCACAUGAAAAAUUAACGUAGUAAAUAAAUGAAUCAUAGGGAAAAUCAUGCAAGACAUGCACUACAUGUUAAAAAAAAAUCCACAUGUUAAAAUUGUGUAAAAUAUGAAGUGCAUGAUAACAGUUUGUGUGGCUUUUCUCUAAGGGAGGACCUUUGUUGUAGGGUUUGCAAUAAAACCAUAUGCACAGCAUUGAACUGACAAAGUGGCAUCCUUGUUUCACUGUGUUUUAUUUUGCCUCAACCUAGAAGCAUCCAUUUCCUUCAGUUCUCCCUUAUCUGUGCCAUUCACAUAAAAUUUGAUACAUAAUCAUAAGGUUUGAUAAAGCACUGAGAAUCUAUGUUGGACCAAAUAAAAUCUGUUUUUCAAAUAUAGAUUUUUUUGCAGUAACAUUGUACUUUUAUGUUAAAAUGAUUUACAUUUAAUUGUCUUUUAGUUUAUUGUAUUGUCUACCUCAGCACCAAUUCUUUAUAUAACCCUAAAAGGUGCCCAAUUACAGCUGAUCUGUUUUUGUUAAUUUUCUCAACUGUGCAUAUAUGUCUUUUUUUAUUUUAGCGUUUGGAGGUUAUUUCUAUUUUGGAUUGUUAUAUUAUUUUUCUGUAUUUUCAGCAUAAGGUUGAUACACUGUCUUUGGAACUGUGUGAUGGCAUUGAUGCAGAUCAAGGUGUAUUCCUUUCUCUCCUCUCUGUGUGUGAGCUCGAACACAGCUCUGUGUUACUAUUAAUGUUGUCUGGGGUGUGGAAAAAUAAUAAAGAUCUAAAAGAGAUUGUAUGCA